UUCAUCCUUAAUCCAUUUGAUCCAUUCAUUCAAUUCCAACCAUGGCCUCAGCCUUCUUGUCUGCACCAACCUUCCAAGGGCUCAGGCCACUCAACAAGACCACUGACUCCCCUAAUUCCCUCUUCCUCAGUACCAAACCCAACUUCUCCAUUGCCCCAAAGAAGAAAUUCAACUGUGGAGUGAAGGCAGAGCUGCUGAACCCAUCUUUGGUGAUCAGCCUCAGCACCGGCCUAUCGCUUUUCUUGGGCAGAUUCGUCUUCUUCAACUUCCAGAGAGAGAACGUCGCCAAACAAGGCCUUCCGGAGCAAAACGGUGUCACCCAUUUCGAAGCCGGAGACACUCGCGCCAAGGAGUAUGUCAGCCUUCUCAAGUCCAAUGAUCCCGUUGGUUUCAACAUAGUCGAUGUUCUUGCAUGGGGUUCCAUUGGACACAUCGUCGCUUACUACAUCCUAGCUACGUCCAGCAACGGCUAUGAUCCCAACUUCUUUUGAUUUGUAUCAGAUUUCCUACUUUAUUCAAUCAAUCUAUCAUGUAUUGUAUAUUGCCUGAUAUUAUCAUUUUAUGAAACAGGGUUUUUCUAUA
Molecule: messenger RNA, 582 nt
Organism: Cynara cardunculus var. scolymus (artichoke)
Lineage: Eukaryota; Viridiplantae; Streptophyta; Magnoliopsida; Asterales; Asteraceae
Product: photosystem I reaction center subunit V, chloroplastic
Exons: 1
Coding region: 42-491 (149 amino acids)
Biological process (GO): photosynthesis
Cellular component (GO): chloroplast thylakoid membrane; photosystem I
Source: RefSeq, a predicted model, not a curated record